Molecule: messenger RNA, 1497 nt
Organism: Uncinocarpus reesii 1704
Lineage: Eukaryota; Fungi; Ascomycota; Eurotiomycetes; Onygenales; Onygenaceae
Exons: 7
Coding region: 1-1497 (498 amino acids)
Molecular function (GO): FAD binding
Source: RefSeq, a predicted model, not a curated record
AUGUAUGAGACACAGGUUGAUCUGGCCGUCGUCGGCGGUGGUCCUACUGGCAUGUUGACUGCCCUUCUUGCGAAGAGACUUGGUGUCUCGGUUCUGGUGCUAGAUGCGAAACCCCAAGCGCUGCAGCUUGGAAGAGCCGAUGCCUUGAAUGCAAGAUCUCAGCAGUACUUUGAGGUUGUGGGCAUCCUGGACGAUUUGAUUAGCCAGGGCAUCAAAUGCAACACCAGCUCCAUUUUCGCUAAUGGUAACUUUACCUCGCGUCAGAGCCAUUGGUGGACAGGCCUAGAGUAUGUGCUGCACAAGAACUUCCUUAUGCUUGGCCAGCCUGUGGUAGAGCAAGUUCUCGCAGCGGAGCUCAAGGAAUCCAUAUGCUUUAAUGCGCGUGUUGAAUCUGUCCGCGAGACAAAGUCUGGCGUUGAGGUCACCACAGUCUCAGGACGCAUCGUGCACAGCACGUAUUGCAUCGCCUCUGAUGGCGCCAGAUCCAUGGUGCGUCAGGCACUUGGCAUUCCUUUCUCAGGCACCAAGCCUGAGAUGACGUGGGCUGUCUUGGACACCUUCAUCGACAGUGACUUUCCUCGCUGCCCCGAGAUCAUCACAUUCGAACUUGACGGGGAGUCUCGUGUGGCAUGGAUUCCGCGAGAGCGCGAGAUGGCCCGCUUCUAUAGUUUGCUAGACGGCGAAAUCACUGAGGAGAAGGCCAAGGCAUGUGUCAAAAGACACCUGGCUCCUUACCGAGUUGAUUUCACGAAAACCGAAUGGUUCAGCACAUUUGAAGUCAAGGAGAGAAUUGCUCAAACCUUUAUCUCUCAAGACGGCAAUGGGAGGAUUAUCCUCGCGGGCGAUGCUGCCCAUUGCCACUCUGUCAAUGGUGGUCAGGGAUUGAAUACCGGGCUCUCCGAUGCGUUCGGUUUGGGAUGGAGAAUGGCAUAUAUUCUGAAAUACGGUGACAAAUUAGCACCCGGUGCCGCCAAUCAGAUUCUUCAGAGUUACGACAUUGAACGUCGUCAAGUGGCCGAGAGUGUCAUCCGUGUGGCCGCUCGUUUGGUGAGAGAUACCAAGUUUGAGGCCACACAGUACGUUGGCAACGUGGAAAAGAAUGCAAGCUACAUCACCGGAAUGGGCGUGGCGUAUAAUGAUCUCGGCUCUCCUGCCAUCCGCGAAUCCGAGGUGGGUAUAUGGAAGGCAGGUCGAGCAUGCCCCGACAUCCCAUUGAUAGUCCCUGGCACUUCAGAAAUCCAGUAUCUGUAUAAGAUGGUAACGUAUGGGAAGUACCUAGCCCUUGUGGCUGGCGAUUGCGGUGGACAUCUCGACAACUCCAAGGAGCUCGUUCGAUGGCUUAGAAUUCUACCGAAGGUAGAGGGGUUGAAAUACCAUCUCAACGGGGAAAGUGCGUCAAGUUAUUUGACCGAUGUUGUCAAAGAAGGAGAUAAUUAUGUCGUCGUAGUGCGGCCCGAUAUAUGCUUUGGUACAUUCCCUUGCCAGGUGGACAAUUAA